GUGAAAUUUAGGCGCAAAAAAGAAAACCAAUAAAAUUGAAGAUGAAAUGACAAAAGUACCCUAAAACCCAAAUCCCCAAACCUUAACAACCGAAACAACUUCUCCUCUUUCCUUCUCCCUGUUCCCUGUUCCCAAAUUCCCUGUUCUUCUCCUUCUGGGCUCUCUCUGUGCGCAGCUUGCCUUCCGCUGCUGUCGCCGCGCAUUUCAGCCGCCGCAGCCGCAACCACAACCACAACCGCAACCAUAGUCGGCGUUAACGCGUAAAACGCGAUUCUUUCUCUCUCUUCAAAUAUAACUAUCGAAAUUAAAUCCCUUUUCCCCAAUUAAAUUUUUUAUUUUUAGGGUUUACAGAUAACAAUGGAGGAAAUAGACCAUUACAUAGUUCUUGGGUUAGUUACAGGAGAAGAAGGAUCAAAGCUCACUGAGAAAGAAAUUUCCACAGCAUAUCGAAAAAAAGCUAUUGAAUUACACCCAGAUAAAAAUCUCAACGACCCAGAUGCUCCAGCUAAGUUCCAGAAACUUCGAGUUUCUUACGAAAUUCUCAAAGAUCCUAAAGCUAGGAAAGAAUUCGAUGAUUUACUUAGGGUUAGGAGAGAGAAGAAGGUUCGGGAUAAGCAAUUCGAUGCGAAACGACGUCGGAUGAUGUCGGAUUUGGAGGAGAGAGAAAGGGCAUCGUUUGUUGAUCCGGAGAAGAAGGCUCGUGAUGAAGAGGAGGCUAUUAUGAAGAAAUUGGCUGAGGAAAUUGCUAGAAUUAAAGCUAGUUUGGCGAAGAAACCAGUUUUUGAGAAGGAGGAGAGGAGAGAGAAUGUGGGUGGUGUUGGUGGGGUUGCAUUGGAUAAGAGUAAGGUGUUGAAGGUGAGUUGGGAGAAGGGUGAUUCCGAAUAUAGCGCGAGUCGAUUGAGGGAAUUGUUUGAGGAAUUUGGAGAUGUUGAAGAUGUUGUGAUUAAGGGUUCUAAGAAGAAGAGUUCUUGUUCUUCUGCACUUGUUGUUAUGGGAUCAAAAGAGGAUGCUGUUGCUGCUACUGGAGUUAUGAUUGGGGAUCUAUCAAAUCCAUUGCUGGUUUUGCCUCUUGAACCAACUAAAGCAAUGCCUUCUGUAAGAGCCCAAGCGCCGGUGGAGCGAGACGAAGCACCCAUGGGGAAUGUUGUUGGGGCUGGAUUUCAGGCGUUUGAGGAUUCAGUUCUUGAUAAACUCAGAAAGGCUGCAGAGAAACAAAAAACAAACAAGAAGGAAACUUAAGACAAAAGUGCUAUUGAUUUCACUGCAGAAGCUCCGGGCUUCACCCGACAGACUGUCGCUUUGGAUGACUGCUUCCUCUUGACAGAAGCAAAGUUUAUCUUCUGAGGAUCCCAUCAGAACUGUAUGAAGAACCAUUUUCCAUCACGAGUGUGUGCACAACAAUGGCCCAAAGGUCAUGGAGCUACAAAUUACCUAUCAGAAGCUAUUCUAAGCUUGCAAACUUGUAAAGUUGUAAUGCUUUGAAAAAUCUUUGUAUAUUUAUACAAGUUGAUUGUCAUCUUAGAAUUAUAAUUCGGUCACGAUUGUAUGUACAUUUACUUACAUAAGAGCGUGUAUUCGUUUUAAAUUUGCAACAAUGAAUUGAUCUGAAAUGUACAAUACCAAUGUAGUAUAGCAUAGCAAAUUAUGACAUCA
Molecule: messenger RNA, 1653 nt
Organism: Chenopodium quinoa (quinoa)
Lineage: Eukaryota; Viridiplantae; Streptophyta; Magnoliopsida; Caryophyllales; Amaranthaceae
Product: dnaJ homolog subfamily C member 17-like
Exons: 3
Coding region: 358-1239 (293 amino acids)
Molecular function (GO): nucleic acid binding
Source: RefSeq, a predicted model, not a curated record